Molecule: messenger RNA, 573 nt
Organism: Prorocentrum cordatum
Lineage: Eukaryota; Dinophyceae; Prorocentrales; Prorocentraceae
Source: the annotation of a GenBank genome assembly
AUGGUUCUCCGUUUGGCACGGAAGUUCAAGCGGAGUGAAUCGAGUGGGAGGGCAAGUUUGUCUCUUGGCGAGUACCUUGAGCAGGUGGCACUGUUUCGCAGGGCGUUGCGUCUCGAUUACAACGUAGGGGAUUUCCUGAAGCAGGUGGACCUCUCUGGAGUUCCAGAGCUGACGUGGAACGAGUACUACGCCGACGAUGAGAUCAAGGCUCAGCUGAGGGCUAUUUCGGAGAGCACACCUGCAGAUGAGCAAGUGCUGCGGCGGUCUGUGUAUGGUAGCAAUGGUCGACCAUCUGGGCCGCCGAUCGUACUUCUGCACGGGCCACCUGGCACCGGAAAGACUCAAGGAAUGAGAGUGGUCGCCGCGCAGACGAAGAAGACCCUGUACAUGCUGUCGUUGAAAGGACUUGUGGGGCAGAACCAGAUCAGAGAUCUGUUUGGCGCUAUCUGUCUUCGAUAUACAGAGCGCUCGAAGGAGCCUGAGGGCACUCCACGCAGGGCCUCGCGGCACGGUGGCGGAUUCUUGAGGAGCUCGCCAGUCUGCGCGACGCGAUCGUGUUCAUUCAAGCUGUGA